Molecule: messenger RNA, 2640 nt
Organism: Parnassius apollo (apollo)
Lineage: Eukaryota; Metazoa; Arthropoda; Insecta; Lepidoptera; Papilionidae
Source: the annotation of a GenBank genome assembly
AUGAGUUCCCCUAUUCCUGAUACACCGCCCGAAAGAGAAGGAGCUCGAUCAAGAAUGACUUCACCAGCUAGAGAAUAUGAAAUGUUUGAAGAUGAAAGUGCAAUUCUUGGAGAUAACGCGGCUGAAGAAGAAGAAGAUGGAGAGGAGCUUUUUAACGAUAAUAUGGAGGCGGACUAUCGUCCUAUGCCAGCUUUAGACCGAUACGACAAUGAGGACUUGGAUGACGAAGAUUAUGAUGCCAUGUCUAUUGAAGAUCGUGUGGCUGCUGAACAGGAAUUGCGGAGGCGUGACAGAGAAGAAGGCAGAGUGAGAAGGGAUGAUCGUGGAUUGCUUUAUGAUGAAUCAGAUGAAGAGAGUGCAGAUGCACCUCGUGCUAAACGACGUCGGGCCGCCGAGAAAGCUGCGGCUGGUUCGGACGAGCAGGUUGAGGAAGGCAUUGAAAGUAUAGAGAACCUAGAGGACACCAAGGGAUAUACCACUAAAGAAUGGGUCUCCAUGUUAGGUCCUCGCACUGAGAUUGCUAAUAGAUUCAAAAACUUCCUCCGUACAUAUACAAAUAAUAAAGGUCAGUUUGUCUACAAAGACCGUAUUCGACGAAUGUGUGAACACAAUCAGGCAUCAUUCCACGUGGAGUUCGAUGUAUUAGCACGAAGGGAACAAGUACUUGCCUACUUCUUGCCAGAGGCACCGUUUCAAAUGCUGCAAAUCUUUGAUGAGGUUGCCAAGGAGAUAGUCUUGCAAAUAUUCCCGAGUUACGAACGAGUAACUUCCGAAAUCCAUGUUCGAAUAUCUGAUUUGCCGCUUAUUGAAGAGUUGAGAACAUUCAGAAAGCUACACUUGAAUCAGCUUGUGAGGACAGUGGGAGUAAUUACUGCUACAACCGGCGUUCUACCGCAGCUCUCAGUUGUGAAAUAUGAUUGUAACAGAUGUGGGUAUAUUCUUGGACCGUUUGUUCAAUCGCAGAAUACUGAAGUGAAGCCUGGAUCUUGUCCGGAGUGUCAAAGUUCUGGACCUUUUAUGGUGAAUAUGGAGCAAACAGUGUACCGUAACUAUCAAAAAGUCACAAUCCAGGAAUCACCAGGUCGGAUCCCCGCUGGUCGUAUUCCUCGCAGUAAAGACUGUAUAUUGUUGGCAGAUCUAUGUGAUAGAUGCAAGCCAGGAGAUGAGGUUGAUUUAACUGGGAUAUAUACCAAUAACUAUGAUGGAUCACUCAAUACUGAGCAGGGUUUCCCGGUGUUUGCAACAGUUAUCAUAGCAAAUUAUAUAGUGGUCAAAGAUUGCAAGCACAUUGUAGAGUCAUUGACAGAUGAAGAUGUUGCUAACAUUGUAAAACUCUCCAAAGAUCCCAACAUUGGUGAGAAAAUCGUGCAGAGUAUAGCUCCCUCGAUUUAUGGACAUGAUUACAUAAAGAGGGGACUGGCGCUCGCUCUAUUUGGUGGCGAACCGAAAAAUCCAGGUGAAAAACACAAAUUGAGAGGGGAUAUCAAUGUUCUGAUUUGCGGCGACCCAGGAACUGCCAAAUCACAAUUCUUGAAAUACACAGAAAAGAUCGCGCCCCGUGCAAUAUUUACCACAGGGCAGGGUGCCAGUGCGGUUGGUCUUACGGCUUAUGUGAGAAAGAAUCCUACAACAAGAGACUGGACUCUGGAAGCUGGUGCUUUAGUCCUGGCAGACCGAGGCGUGUGUCUUAUUGACGAGUUCGACAAAAUGAAUGACCAGGACCGAACCUCGAUACACGAGGCCAUGGAGCAGCAGUCCAUCUCUAUAUCAAAAGCUGGUAUCGUCACUUCGUUGCAUGCCAGGUGUUCAAUCAUAGCGGCCGCCAACCCCAUAGGUGGGCGUUACGACGCGUCGCUUACCUUCUCCGAGAAUGUUAACCUUUCCGAGCCCAUACUGUCGCGAUUCGACGUGCUUUGCGUCGUGCGAGAUGAAGCGGACCCUAUGAAGGACGCUCAUUUGGCUAAGUUCGUCGUGAGCUCACACAUCCGGCAUCACCCAACACAGCGAGGUACCACUCUAGAGGAUAACACCGCCGAUGACAAUGGCAUACCACAAGAUCUCCUGAAGAAGUAUAUUGUAUAUUCGAGGGAAAAUGUGCAUCCUAAACUACAGAACAUGGAUCAAGACAAAGUUGCAAAAAUGUACAGCCAGUUGCGUCAGGAAUCCUUGGCUACAGGCAGCUUGCCCAUCACUGUUCGACAUAUUGAAUCAGUGAUACGUAUGAGCGAGGCACACGCUCGUAUGCAUCUCCGCGCGCAAGUCAACGAAGAAGACGUUAAUAUGGCCAUACGCACAAUGCUCGAAAGUUUCGUCGAUACACAGAAGUACAGUGUAAUGCGCGCUAUGAGACAGACAUUCCAGAAGUACCUGUCAUAUAAGAAAGACCAUAGUGAGCUGUUGUACUACAUUCUUCGUCAACUUACAAUGGACCAACUCGCUUACAUGCGAGGCCUGCACAAUCACUCGCAAUCAACCAUCGAAAUUUCAGAAAGAGACCUAAUGGAGAGAGCUCGUCAAAUAAACAUCGCAGAUUUAAAACCUUUCUACGAUAGUAGGAUAUUCAAAAUCAACAAUUUCAGCUAUGAUCAAAAAAGAAAGGUCAUAAUUCAUGCAUUGCCAGAAACACCCAGUGUUUCAUAG